AUGUUCGAGAAAGCCAUCAAGGCAGCCUUCGGAGAUCCAGACGAGGAACGAACAGCGGAACGACAGCUGAUGGCGCUCCGACAGACGGGAUCUGCAUCCAGCUACGCCGUCAAGUUCAGACAGGUUUCAAGUUCUCUCGAAUGGAAAGACGAACCUCUGAUGGUUGCGUUUUACGCCGGGCUAAAGGCAGAAGUCAAAGACGAACUCGCCAAAAUAGACCGACCCAAGGAAUUCGCGCAGUACGUCGCAAUCGCAGUCCGGAUCGACGACCGACUUUACGAACGACGGAUGGAACGCAAGGGACAGCAACAGCGGGU
This is a messenger RNA of Thyridium curvatum, 317 nucleotides long. RefSeq lists its product as uncharacterized. The annotation marks the transcript as partial. The record is from RefSeq and is a predicted model, not a curated record. Lineage: Eukaryota; Fungi; Ascomycota; Sordariomycetes; Thyridiales; Thyridiaceae. The transcript has a single exon.